AUGUCCUUAAAAAGUCCCAUGUCGCCAACGGGCCACAGAGGUUUCCGCCAUAUCCCAUCUAGUCCUGGAUCAGACGUCGACGACAUGAUGGAACCCAACGACAUACCACUACAACCCGUUCGCACCAACGCCACAACCGCCUCCUCGACUGGCGCCAGAAAGGUCGACCAGACUCUCUCCAACACUCUCGGCACCGUCGACUCCUCCCCGACCGAGAAGCAUGGCCUCUUCCACAAGGCCAGCAAGUCGAGCCGUCGCCAGGCUGGCCCUUCUGGACGGCGACGUGUGCGAGAUCUCAGCCGGCCUGGCACCAACAUGAGUGAGGAAAAGAAGUUCAACGCCUUGGGUCGCUUCUACCACAAGAUCGUCAGCUUCCCCUUCGUCACUCGCUAUCUAAUCUACAUUAUCCCCAUCGCCUUCCUGCUCGCCAUCCCGCUCUUCGUCCUGCCCUUCACCGGCAACAUCGAUAAUAUCCAGCUUGGCACCAGCGACGACGACAAGGAGAACUACACCCUCUUCUGGCUCUUCCUCUGGAUCGAAAUCUCGUGGCUGUCGCUAUGGACCGCCAAGCUGGUCGCCCACGUCCUCCCCUCCGUCUUCAUGUUCCUCUGCGGCGUCGUCAGCGCUGGAACUCGCAAGUACGCCAACGUGCUGGCCGCGUUGGAGAUCAACUUCUCCUUGUUUCUCUGGUCGCUGGCUACCUGGCUCGUCUUCAAGUUCCGCUUCACAGACGACAGCCUCGAAUGGGUCCACACCAUCAAGCGCAUCCUCUUGUCCGUCUUCAUCUCGUUGGGAGUUUUGCUCGGAGAAAAGGCCAUUGUUCAGCUCAUCAGCAUCUCGUACCACCAACGCUCCUUUGCCAACCGCAUCCAGGACUCCAAGCGCGACAUCUACCUCCUGGGUCUGCUGUACGAAGCCUCGAGGACCCUGUUCCCCAUGUACUGCCCCGAGUUUGCCGACGAGGACUACGUCAUCAGCGAUAGUAUCAACGCCCUCCUUAUCCGCGACAGGGCCGAGAAGGCGCGCGGAGGCACCAGCACCCCCAUGCGCCUCGUCGGCGACGUUGGCCGCAUCGGCGACAAGAUCACCUCCGUCUUUGGCAACAUUGCCUCGGAAAUCACCGGCAAGAACGUCUUCAACCCUACCUCGGCUCACUCCAUCGUCAUCGAAGCUCUCGAAAAGGUCCGCAGCUCCGAGGCCAUGGCCCGCCGUAUCUGGAUGUCUUUCGCGGCCGAAGGCGAGGAGGCCUUGCUGCUGGAGGAUAUCGUCGAAGUGCUGGGCGAGCACCACCGCGAAGAGGCCGAGGAGUGCUUCAACGCCAUCGAUGCCGACCAGAACGGCGAUAUCAGUCUUGACGAGAUGAUCCGCAAGGUUGUCGACAUCGGCAAGGAGAGAAAGGCAAUCGCGCACAGCAUGAAGGACAUCAGUCAGGCCUUGACAGUGUUUGAUAAGGUCCUGCUGUUUGUGGUGCUGAUUAUCGUCAUCAUCAUCUUCUUGGUCGUGUUCCAGAGCAGCUUUGUGGCCACGCUGGCCACGGCUGGUACCACGCUUUUGUCGCUGUCCUUCGUUUUCGCCGUCACCACGCAGGAGUUCUUGGGUUCUUGUAUUUUCCUGUUCGUCAAGCAUCCGUAUGAUGUCGGCGACCGUGUCGAUAUCAAGGGACCCGAUUUCCAGCAGCUUAUCGUUGAGAAGAUUUCUCUGCUUUACACCGUGUUUACCCGCAUCGACAAGAUGCAGGUCGUUCAGGUCCCCAACAUCCAACUCAACAACCUCUGGAUCGAAAACGUUACGCGAUCCAAGGCCAUGAAGGAAACCGUCGACGUCGCCGUCUCCUACGAUACCUCGUUCGAAGAGAUCGAGCUCCUCCGCCUCGAACUCGAAAAGUUUGUCUGCUCCCCCGAAAACAGCCGCGAUUUCCAGCCCGACAUUACCAUCAUGAUCAACGACGUCGGCAACUUGGACAAGAUGACGCUUAAGAUCCAAAUCAAGCACAAGUCCAACUGGCACAACGAGGCCGUUCGCUGCACCCGCCGCUCCAAGUUCAUGUGCGCCCUGGCUUUGGCACUCAAGGCGGUCCCCAUCAACGCUCCCGGUGGUGGUGGCGAGGCGUUGGGCGGUCCUACCAACCCUGCCUACUCUGUUGCCGUAACCGAUGAUUUUGCCGCCAUGGCCAGAGAAAAGGCGGAUAAAGAUAAGGAGGCGGCCAAGAUGGUUACCAAACUGCGGCAACAGAAGGAGGAGGAUGAUGUCCACACCCCGGGCAGCGGCAUCACAGGAGCCAGCAAGAUGGACGCCGAGAAACAGGCAGUAGCCAAUAUCAACGCCUCCGAUCCCGUCGCCGAGGCUAUAGACGAUUGGGGUUACGACAGAGUCACCCUGCGCUCUCGUGACAACUCUCCCGUAGGCCGCGCCCAGGCCGACGAUACCUCCUCCCUCAUGGCCCGCAGGGAUUACCUGAACCCCCGUGAGUCCCAGCGCGGACGCAGAAAGCCUGGCGACGGACUACCACCCAUGCCGCUAGGGAAUAGGUCUCUAAGCGUGCACGUUACUCGUCCCUCGGUCGGUGGUGGCAGAGGCAGCAUUCGCAGCCCUAACACCGGUCGCCGGUCCAACCUCUCGUUUGACGUCGAGCGAGGCGAAGCCGGUUUCAGCCCCAAUCUCUACACUGGCCAGGGUUAUGCCGGACAAGGACAACCAGGGCCGAGUAUGGCCCAGUACGCCGGAGCAGCUUAUGCCGCACAACAGCAGCAGCAGCAGCAGCAGCAGCAGCAACAAGCGAUGAGCCCUAGCUCGCCCAUCGCCAGCGGCGGGUUGUACACCGGACAAUCGACUUUGUCUCCCCUCUCACAGCAGCCACAAGCUCCUCAGCCGGUCUACACCACCCCCGGAGCAACCGCCACAUCAGUCCCACCAGUGCAGAACUUGCCCACCCCGUCGCCUAUCACACUCAGCCCCGCCGCACCCGUGCCGAUGGGAGCGAGGCCGAGAGGUGCUAGCAUGUCUAACCCGACAGCAGCGGGAGUGAGCAGGCCGACGACAGCUGCCGCUCCUCAGCAAGGGUAUACACAGCAGCAAGGGCAACCACCACAAGCACAACUCCCAGGGAACCUACCCCAGCAAGCGGCGGCCGCAGUGACGGGCUCCGACUUGACUCAGACACAAACCUCUCAGAACCAGGGACAGAGAUAG
Molecule: messenger RNA, 3189 nt
Organism: Sordaria macrospora k-hell
Lineage: Eukaryota; Fungi; Ascomycota; Sordariomycetes; Sordariales; Sordariaceae
Biological process (GO): calcium ion transmembrane transport; intracellular calcium ion homeostasis
Cellular component (GO): membrane
Molecular function (GO): calcium channel activity; calcium ion binding
Source: RefSeq, a predicted model, not a curated record